CCAAAUCUGAAUCACGCAACACAACAGCAGUAACUCACCACCAUGUGCAUCGUUGUUUUCACAACCGCGCAUCCAGACUACUCGCUCAUUCUCAUCGACAACCGUGAUGAGUUCAUUCUGCGACCUACAUCUCGGCCGCACUGGUGGACGCAUCCCGAGUCGGGCAGCGAUGUUCUUUCCUCGCGGGACCUCCAGAGGGCAGCAAAGGGCACUUGGCUAGGCAUUACCAAGACCGGCAACUUGGCUGUGCUGACAAACUAUCGCGAGGUCGACAGCGAUGACGCUCAACACCCAGUGCAUGGCAUCAAAAGCCGAGGCCGCAUGGUUAACAUGUGGCUUGGAGGGCUACCGGACGAGGGAAUAAUGAAGGGCGUAAAUGAGCUUGUCCAAGAUGGCGGCGUCAAGGGCGUGGGAGGAUUUUCGAUGGUAUGUAGCAAGCUGAAACGAAAGAACGAAGGCAUCGCCAUUGUGAGCAACAGGGCUGCUGACGUGGAUGAUGUUCCUUUGGUCGGGCUUGAGCCGGAUGGCGUUUGGGGGCUGAGCAAUACGGUAUACAACGAUCCCAACGAGUGGCCCAAGGUAACUGCGGCAAAGCGUCUCCUGAAGGAGGUGGUAAUGGAGGCCGCGGCGAAGAAGUCUACUGAAGACGAUCUCAUUGCAAGCCUCUUCUCCGUCCUCGAUACGGAAUCCAUGCCGGAACGACCUUCAGGAUCAAGCUUGCAAGAGUAUAUGAACUUGAUGAGGCAUACCAUCUUCGUGCCCCCGGUUGGCGACGAAGUCAAUUGCACGGAGAUGGAAAAGGCCACUGCGAAAGGCCGCAUUUUAUGGGCAGAUCUCAAGCAUAAUCAAAAGGCGGUCGAAGAGCUCAAGCAAGAGUCAAGGCCAGGCAUCACCCCAAGCGCAAGCCCACAUCCGCCGAUGGGCUUUGAAGAGGGCAUGUAUGGAACGCAACGACAGACGGUGAUGCUGGUGGACAACGACGGCAACACGACAUACGUGGAGCGGGCUCUUUGGGAUGCCAACGGAAACGAGAUACCCCGAGGGGAAGGAGAUGUUGUUUUCCGGUUCAAAAUCGAAGGCUGGGACGAUUAGCUGUGGACGGACCUCUCUGAGGAGCAUCUUUAUGUAAUUGUGUUCGAGGCGAGAAGAGGAUAUAAUGCAUUGUGGGCGAUGUAUUGGGAAGAUCGCGGUGCAAAUGACAGCAAUAGACGGAGGAAGCUGGAUGCUGACAAUAGAGCAGCAAAGACGCACGGGAGAAAGGAGGCUGCAAGAGAGCUAUGUCAAAGAGAUAGAAAGAUUAACAUUUGAAUAAUUUGCUGCUGGCAAAGAUGGCGCUCAGCGGAAUAACUGCAAGACCGGCGCCUCUGCAGAUGGCAAGGUUGCCGGGCACCUGCCAGAUGCCAGUUUCUGCCAAAGUGCUUUUUCGCAUCUGCUUCAGUCACGCGUCAGUCCUACGAAUCGACUCGCAGUAGACAGAGACGCGUCCUGGACGGGGUUUCUCUCCAAACAAGCCUGUCGUUUAGGCGCCGCCUCUUGCCUCUCAGCUGUAUCGCUUAACGAGCAUGCAGCUCGAUGUUGCUGCAAGCCACGCAUAUAACGCGAUAUCACGACUCCCCCAAUUCUUUGGCACCUGGAUAUCACCAGGCCCGGCGUUUCUUUCCAGAUCAUAUUCAUCUCGCCAUUCCGUCUCGACCUUUCCCAUGGUCUCUCCUCUUUGUGCCUUGUCCUUUCAGCAUAUCACUCUCGACUAGGAUUGGCUGCCCGGCUCGACAGCUCGCUGCUUUAAAUAGGCAGCUCUUGUGGUAGGCAGAGCUGCCUUUUUAGAAGAUCGAACAAGGAAAAGACAAACAGCUUGUUGGUAAUUUUAUCUCUUCCUGUGCUCUCCUUUGACUUCCGCUGAACGCCAAUGAUCCUCCAGCGUUGUAUCUAGAAUUCAUUUCUUUCUUUAAUAACACCUACUUGAACACCAUUAGAACUCUGCUCUUCAAUAGCCAUUGUUGCAGC
Trichoderma atroviride IMI 206040 is the source of this 2004-nucleotide messenger RNA. RefSeq lists its product as uncharacterized. The record is from RefSeq and is a predicted model, not a curated record. Gene Ontology annotation, biological process: protein secretion; Golgi organization. NCBI's taxonomy places the organism in Eukaryota, Fungi, Ascomycota, Sordariomycetes, Hypocreales, Hypocreaceae. Gene Ontology annotation, cellular component: Golgi apparatus.